Messenger RNA from Microthlaspi erraticum, 513 nucleotides. Lineage: Eukaryota; Viridiplantae; Streptophyta; Magnoliopsida; Brassicales; Brassicaceae. The record is from the annotation of a GenBank genome assembly.
AUGGAGGUUGCAAAGCGAGCUUAUGAGCGAGUAAUGGAAUGGAUAGCAGCAACAUCAAGUGUCCAAGUACAAACUAAUAGUUUCUUUAUCGAUAGAGGUACUACUUGGGAACCACCUCCACAAGGUUGGUUGAAGUGUAACUUUGAUAGUAGUUUUCAUUCUGAUAGUGAACAUAGUGGUUUAGGUUGGAUUGUCAGAUGGGAUCAUAAAGGUGCAUAUAUCGACUCUGAUUUUGCUCAUAUUGAAGGUAUCCAUUCGUCGUUGCAAGCAGAAGCAUCAGCGUUUCUACAAGCUCUCCAAAUGGUUUGGGUUAAAGGAUGGCGAAAUGUUUGGUUUGAAGGAGAUUGUUUACCAUUGGUCAAUAUCGUCAAUAUGAAGAAGGAAAAUAUAGAGCUUGCCAGCCUUCUAGAAGAUGUUCGAUAUUGGAUGUCUAAACUUCCAAAUUGUUCUCUUGGUUUCAUCAAUCGAGAAAGGAAUAGUGCUGCAGAUAAAAUAGCUAAAUAUGCGUAUUAA